Molecule: messenger RNA, 1728 nt
Organism: Caenorhabditis remanei
Lineage: Eukaryota; Metazoa; Nematoda; Chromadorea; Rhabditida; Rhabditidae
Exons: 7
Coding region: 1-1728 (575 amino acids)
Source: RefSeq, a predicted model, not a curated record
AUGAAAGCGAUCUUGAAUAGUCUUCUUAUCGCUAUACUUAGCGUUCUGGCGCAUCCAAUACAAUGCCAUCUCAAAAUGGACACCGGUCUAUGGGCGGCAUGCAAUCAGACUGGAACCAGCGCAGGAUUCAAACCGAGAAGCUCGUUCGACUCAACCGAAGGAGACAAGUGUACUCUGGCAUUCAAUGUAGCCGUCAGAGAUGAAGAUGAUGCUAAAGAAUUCUGUGCGCUAUAUGCGCCAUGGAGAUUGGUAAAGGCUGAAAUCGAUUUGAAGGAUCGUCCGAGAGUUUUAUGUCAUGUUGAAGCCACAUUGGCCUGCAAGAAUGGAUGGAUUCAGAUGUUUGGCUCUUGUUUCCGAGUUCCUGACGAACACAAGGUUGCCAAGUUUCCAGAAGCCCAAGAAAUGUGUAAAGCGUUUGGUGGAACUAUCGCUUCGUUGCGUCAUAAAUACAUCGUUGGUGUAUGGAGAAGAUACUUCCGUGGAGUCAGGCAAAUCUGGGUGGAUGCCAGUGAGACGUGGCAUCAGUACAUCCAAAAAACGGGUACUGUAGAUGGAGAUGCGUUUGCUAUCGCAUUCACUGGAAAACACUACGAUUUCUCAGUCCAUCCGAAUUCUCUGAUCAAAAUCAAUCCGAAUAUCAAAUUACAAGUGUUGUGCGAAUACAAGCCAGAAAUGACGGCGGCGGAAAUCAAUUAUUUGGGUAGAAGAUAUUCUGAAAUCUACUAUCCAUCUGUGAAAGUACCCAAUGGAAUUCUUGUUCGAUCUGCUUCUUCAUACACCACGAGUACCAAUAAUUUGGAGAUUUGUAAGAAAGCAUUGAGACCAUAUAUGGUUGAUGUUGACGAAGUUGGACCAUUCGUAGCAGAGGACCAUAUAUUGGCUGAGAUUCAUACAACGAACCUUCCGUUCACUCUUCUCACUCGAUCCGGUGCUCGAGCGAGAGUUGAAGCGAAAUUUAUGCAAGAUAAGUACUGCCACGGUAGUCCGAAAGAUAUCGCGAUGCGAUUCGGAGUCGAUGUCCCUAAUUCGAAUGCUGGAAGCUUUGUGCUCACUAAUGUGCCGGGUGAAAUAAAAUGUGAUAAUAUGAAGAGUGCGGCCAUCGUGCAUGCUAAAGAUGCAGCAAAAUUGAUGAUUAUGUCUGAUAGUAGAUCGCUUCCAAUAUGGUGCAAACUUGGAAAGAAGAUCAAAUUCAAAGUUGAUGUACCGCCAAACUACUCUCUAUUCGAAAGAGCAAAUGGAGAAUUUGUAGCUCAUCGUUUAUUCACCGAAGAACUAAGUUUCGAUAAAGCAUCCGAAAGGUGCAAAGCUGAUGGUGGAUUCCUUUCGGGAGUCAAUGAUUUGAAUGAAGCUAAUAAACUUGGAGCACUCGCCGAACUGGCUGGAUUGAAUAAUGCCCAGAUGUGGCUUGGUGGAAAACGUAGAGAAGCAUGUUGGGAUGUGGCGACAGAUUUCAAUUCGGAUACGAAUCCCUGCUCACGUAAUCGUGUGAUUCAAUGGCUAGAUAAUGUUGCUCAAGAUUUUUAUACGGAUUGGUGGAGAAACGGAUACGAUCAUAGGAAUCCUAGUUCAAAACCAAAUCAAAUACAGAAAUGUCUCACUUAUGUUCAAGGAAAGCCUGCUUGGGCCGACGAUAACUUGAGUGCAUUUUUGGAUGAUAUUGAAUGCUACUACCCCAGAGCCUUCUACUGUACAAAGAAAGUGACAGUUUUGAAAGACGAGCAAUCAUAA